Molecule: messenger RNA, 2550 nt
Organism: Cannabis sativa
Lineage: Eukaryota; Viridiplantae; Streptophyta; Magnoliopsida; Rosales; Cannabaceae
Product: protein ABSCISIC ACID-INSENSITIVE 5
Exons: 6
Coding region: 476-1993 (505 amino acids)
Biological process (GO): positive regulation of DNA-templated transcription
Cellular component (GO): nucleus
Molecular function (GO): DNA-binding transcription factor activity
Source: RefSeq, a predicted model, not a curated record
UUUUUUAUUGUUGGAAAUUGUGAAUUUUUGCUACCUAUUGUGGGCCCUCAUAUUUUGCUCAAGAGAAAGAGAUAACAAAAUAUAUCUACAUUUCCCUUCUUCUACUUUAUUCUUGAUCUACCUUAGGGGGUAUAGCUUAGAACACAAUAUACACCAUUACCAUGAGACUUAAUCCAAUUCAACUAUCUCAAGUUUUGUACUCUUUGCUUUUCAUAUCAUAAUAAUAAUUAUAUUAUUAUAAAUAUUACCCAACAACUUCUCUAGAAAUUAAGUAUUCAUCAAUGGAGAUUUCGUGAGAUUAUUUUCUUAGAUGUAGAUCUCUGUCCCUCCAAGACUUGGAUAGGGUAUUAAUUAAUUUCUAGAACUACUUGACCUGAAUAUUUGUAUUGCAAAACCACCACACUUCAGGAAAAGAUAGCUACAAAGUCCCCUCGAAGUCAUAGAUUAGUAAUCUCAAAACAAAAGAGAAAAAACAAUGGUGGGAGUAGGAGAGACAGAGGAGACGAUGUCACAUGAACAAGGAGAGGUAGAGCCCUCAUCACUACUGCUCAUCCAAGCUAAUACUGAGCAGAAUAACCAAAAGAACAACAAUACUACUACGACUCAGUACCCAUUUUCAUCUCUGGGAAGACAGUGCUCAAUUUACUCUCUUACCCUCGAUGAGUUUCAGCACACUCUUAAUGAAAGUGGUAAGAAUUUUGGCUCCAUGAACAUGGACGAGUUCCUCACAAGUAUCUGGACAGCCGAGGAAAACCAAGCCAAUAACAAUGAUAACAAUACUAAUAAUGAUGUUGAUGAUGAUGAUAACAAUAAUAAUAAUAAUAAUCAUGGCAGUUACAACAAUGGCGGCGGCGGCGGCGGCGGCGCGGCAGCUGCAGCCGACUUACUAUCACUCAGUAAAGUCGGCGCCGAAAAAAUUGGGGUAGCUUCUCAGCCGAGCCUGACGCGCCAAGGCUCUCUCACUCUCCCUCCGCCGCUGUUUCGGAAGACUGUGGAGGAGGUUUGGUCGGAGAUUCAUAGCAAAGGUCGGCACGAUGACGAUCAACAGAGGCAGCGGCAGAGCACUAGCGCCAGCGCCGCCACUAGGAAUAAUACUAUUAAUCAUCUUGAUAGUGUUGGGGAUAUUGUGAGAAAUUCCGAUUCUACCCCUCGUCAGCCUACAUUUGGAGAAAUGACUUUGGAGGAUUUUCUCGUCAAAGCAGGGGUAGUUCGGGAACCUGCUCCUUUAACGACGGUGUCACCUACGCCGACGACGCAGUCACUGAAGACGCAACAGUACGGAAUGUACCACAACAACAACAACAACAGCAGCAGCAACAAUAACAACAAUUCUGCUGGAGCAGGGCCUAGUUUUGUGAACAGAGUCACCGGAAAUUCUAGUGGCGGUUUGGGUUAUCCGAGCGCGGUGGCUUUCGGGGACUCGGCGGUUUACGGAGGGAGUUCUUCGAGAAACGGGGCUUACACGCAGCAGCAGCAGCCGCCCGCGCCACCGCCUCCUCCUCCGGGUGUUUGUUAUGGCGGGAGAGGAGUGAAUGGCGGAGGAGGCGGGUACGGUGUGGGGGCGGUAGCUGCGCAAGCGCCUAUGGGGUUGGCUGUUCCGAUGAGUCCGGUGUCUUCGGACGGAAUUUGUGGGAGUCAGGUUGAGAAUUCUGGUAAUCAAUUUGGUUUAGAUAUUGGUGGGGUGAGGGGAAGGAAGAGGAGUCAUGAUGGUCCUGUGGAGAAAGUGGUGGAGAGACGGCAGAGGAGGAUGAUCAAGAAUCGAGAGUCGGCUGCCAGGUCUAGAGCCAGAAAACAGGCGUACACAGUUGAACUGGAAGCAGAAUUGAACCAACUAAGGGAGGAAAAUGCUCACCUUAAGCAAGCACUGGAAGAACUCGAGAGAAAGCAAAAGCAACAGUACUUUGAGGAAAUGAAGAUGAAAGCUCAAACAAGAGUCUCUAUAGCCAAGGACAAAUUGAAAUUAUUCAGAAGGCAUUUGAGCUGCCCUUUGUGAUUAAAUGACAAAAAAAAAGCAUUUUAAGAAACAAGGGACAGCUCAUGUAACCAGUAAAAAAGAAAAAAUCUGAGACUAAAAGGCUGAUCAAAGAGAAAAUGUUACAAAAGGUGUUGAAAUUUGAUUGCAAGGACUACUACUACUAGCAUGUUUGGUUGAUUUUAGGAUUAGAUAAUUAUGUUUGGGACUUAAUUUCUACUCGCCUUGAAUAGUUUUUGUACACAAUCUUAGUCUAAUUUAUACUUGGUUAGCGUAUAUGUCUUUGGGUUUUUUCCUUUGUGAUCAAAUGUGUAUAUAUGAUGAAGUUUUUCCAGUCAAUUGAUGGCUAUUAGUGGUAGUGGUAUACAUGCUGAGACACUACUGUGAUUAAUUGUUAUAGGGAUAAAGAUGCAGAGGCAGAACCUAGUUUACGAGGGAAGGAACUGCUUUUUAGUUGUGAGUAGAGUAAAAAGAGAAAGACAAUGCCUACUUUUAUGUAUUUAUAUGCUAGUUAAUAGUUACUAGGUACGUGCCGCCCUCUUUAUUAGAAAAAUAAAUUAACAAUUAGUGUUAUUAAA